Harpegnathos saltator (Jerdon's jumping ant) is the source of this 4346-nucleotide messenger RNA. It is a transcript of the gene Msx, whose product is annotated as homeobox protein Msx. Gene Ontology annotation, molecular function: RNA polymerase II transcription regulatory region sequence-specific DNA binding; DNA-binding transcription factor activity, RNA polymerase II-specific. Gene Ontology annotation, cellular component: nucleus. Gene Ontology annotation, biological process: embryonic morphogenesis; regulation of transcription by RNA polymerase II. The transcript is spliced from 3 exons. Lineage: Eukaryota; Metazoa; Arthropoda; Insecta; Hymenoptera; Formicidae. The record is from RefSeq and is a predicted model, not a curated record. The coding region runs from base 1433 to 2908 and encodes 491 amino acids.
UGCAGCCGAGCUGGUAAUCAGUGCCGUUUCCGCGGCAGUGGCGGUCACCACGCGGCAGAUUACGCAGAUUACACCGAUUACAUUUGUACCCGGCACCGCGGACGUUCGUUUCUUUUCCGGGAAGAGCCGUGCUCCCACCUUAUCCCCUCCGCCCGCGCGCGAGACCGUCUCUCGGGGUGAACCGUCGUGAGGACGUCGCGUCGUCGGUCUAACCCUGCGAGUAUUUUGGGAGGAAUAGCCAGAGUGUCGGCGGACACCGUGUGUCGAAGCUCGCUCUUAGUGUUCGAUAUCAAGCGAGCCGGACCGCCGCGCUUGGACGUGGAUCGACGGACGUCGCGUGACGGAGUCCCUUUAUCUGCUGACGGUGGCAAUCAGCGCUUGACCUCUCUGAGCUAUGCCCCUGAAAAGACUGGGAAGACGCUGACGCGAUGAUGUCGACGUUUCGCGUCGGACAUCGAGAUAGACAAAACACGUUGAUCGGACCACACGAGGAAGAGCCUGAGUUGGCUGAAUAGAACGCGACUGCGGAGGGGAGCUCUCUUGGGACAUCGGACGGAUUAUCGGGAAGACUUUUUUCAGACAAGAGUCGCGCGAGGAUCAAGUGGCGAGGAUUAUAUUAUGGCAGCGGUAGCUGUCACUAUAGGACUCGUCCAAGCGACUACCUCGUCCUCGGUUGUAAUAUGUGGUCACUCAACGUGUAACUUCCGCGCAGUUCGUUGAAGGCACGCACGGCGACUCGGAUGUCUCCGCAUCGAUUCGUCAGGCGCAGCGUGAGAAGAGACCACAAGGUAUCCUGAAGAGAGAAGCUCGGCCAGCAAGACUCGCAGAGAUGCGAAAGCUAUAGAAACCGAGAGAGGUAAGAAGAGUCGGUUCGUCAUGCUGAUGUCUUAGAAACACUCUUCUGACUUUAAUGGGGGAAUCCGCUCGUGUCGGCUGGGUCGCACCGCGGCGAUGCGGCGGAUUCCGAGAAUAACGGAGCACGGGACUUGUUGAGAUGGUUCGGGCUGCGCCUAGGAAGAAGCCUUGCGGACGUUGCCGGGCUUGGUAGAGAGUCGCGAUGUGAUGGCUCGUCUCCACAGAGUGCUGCAGUGUGGCUGGAUCACGUCGACGUGGCCAACACGCUGAUCACCGUCCGACCGAAAGCGUCCUUCCAUCGUAAAACCGAGCCCACGGCAGUGAUCAGCUGACACCCUUAAAGACUGUGCAACGCUGCUCGCUGAGUUAGUCCCGUUGGAGGCAGCAGUGCCAUGGACGUUGCGAACAAUCGAGCAUGGAAAUGAGGCAACGAGCCAGCGAUUUCCGUGCCGCUCGCAUUUUCGUUUGAGGGCGAGGAGAGCCCGGUCUGAUGAGAGUCUCGCUGAAGCCGCCGCUUGUAUCCCGAGACUUGCCAGGCGGAGAAGGCUGAGAGAGACCAAUACACGCGAGGAGCGGCAUGAGCAACGGCGAAGGCGUGGUGACGAGUCCGGGUUCCGGCAGCGAUCGCCUCUGCGAGGACGUCGACAUGGCGACCCCGACGUCAGCGUCUUCGAACUUGAAGCCGCGAAGCGGCAAGAUUAGCUUCAGCGUCGACGCGCUGCUAAGCGGCACAAAGAAGAGUGCCAUCAGCGGCGGUACCUUUGCGACCAGGCGCGACAACGACGACAGGAUGGACGCUGAGAAGAACCUCGAGAUGGAGAGCAGGUACCGAGAGCUGCUGAUGGAGCAGCAAAGGCUCCAAAGCAGGGAAUUGCUCGCCAGGUUGAGUCCCCACGGGCUUGCCAGCUUCGCCAAUCAUCAUCACCACCAUCAUCAGCCGACUAGGCUCGAACAGGAUCAGCCGGUUGCGCGGCAAGAGCUGCUCACGGUCAAGGACUUCUCUCGGACGAGCCACGACAAGUCCUCCUCGCCGAUUAGAAUAGACCAAGAGAUGCCGAGGGACCGCGACGACCACCGCUUAGCGAGCAACUCGCCGAGCGGGCUCGGUGACUCGAUGCUGCAGCGAGAGCAGGAACGCAUUCAGGAGGAGGACGAAAGGAUCGACAGGAUCACCAAUCCGAGAUCCGUGUCGCCGGCGAGCAGGCGGGAGAUCCUCGACGACCGCAGCGACUCGGAAGCAAAUCGCUCAUUGGAGGGCGAUCGAACGACGGAUCACCUAGACCUGGAGGACCAAGAGAUCAGGAGCGUCGGCCAGUCCGAAGACCUCAACGUCAUGGACUCGGACUGUGAGCUGGAGCGGGACUUGGAGACCGGCCAGGAAAAAGAGGAGAAGUCCAGUCCGGUAGUGCCUCAACCGAUUCAUCCUGGAGUGCAAAGGCCUUCGCAGGGGCCGCCCUAUCUCGCCGGAGCACCCGCCGGCGCUCCCGGCUGGAACCCCGCAGGAUUUCCGCAUUCUCUCGCGGGCUUCGCGUGGCUACCCCCACCGCCGCACCCGCACAAUCCUCAUGGACACCUUUACACGCCGCACGGCGGACCUACCAGCCCGAACGGGGACCUAAGGUUGCCGGGACCCGGACCAGGCCCGGUGAGAUGCACCCUCCGAAAGCACAAGCCGAACCGAAAGCCACGCACGCCGUUCACGACCUCGCAGCUGUUGUCGUUGGAGAAAAAGUUCCGCGAGAAACAGUACCUGACGAUAGCCGAGAGAGCCGAGUUCUCGAAUUCCCUUCAGCUCACGGAGACGCAGGUGAAGAUCUGGUUUCAAAACCGACGGGCCAAGGCGAAGCGGCUGCAGGAGGCGGAGAUAGAGAAGCUGCGACUGUCCGCGAGACCGUUGCUGCACCCGAGUUUUGGCUCAGGACUCAUGUUCUCCGGAGUGGGUCCGCCCGGCACCCCGGGGGUGCCGCCCUUCAUCGCGGCCGCCAUGGCCAGGCACACUCACGCCGCGGCGGCGGCGGCCAUGUUCAUGGGGCCGCCUGGACACCGGCCUUAAUAAUGACACGAGACAUCAUCGACGUCGUCGCGUGACGAGCCGGCUAGCCGUUUGCCGAGCCAGACUCUGUUGAUGCGGGGUUCGUGAGCCCGCAGGAGCAAUCCGAGAGAAUCCGAGAGAGGAGAUCGAGGUGGUCUCGGUGGCUCGAGAGGGACUUGAAGAGCUAGCGAGCGAAACUUCAGGAGGCGUUAAGGAGGAGCCAAGGAUACGACCGGAGGACUCGAGGAUUCGGGAACUUACGAGAAGAAAGCCCAAGUUUCGAAGGUCGAGGCAGCUUCGAGGUCCAAGGUCCUGCUGAAGAGGACGCGAUCCAUAAGCCACACCGCGCACAGUUGAGGCGAUAGUUAUCCCCGCGAGUGACCUUCUUAUUUCUAUUUCGAAGAGAGGAUUGUCCGCUCUUAUUAGUCCAACCUCCGACCGGUUGUCGGGUCUUCCACGGGAUCGCCGAGGAAUUGGAAUCCGCCGUUUAGCGUUGAAAGAGUCGAAAUUGGCUGGAAACGGCUGGGAAACGGCUCGGCUCGCGCGUUAACCCGGACGCCUUAUCGCCCGCGAUGUACGGAUAAUCGAAAUUCCAACACGGUUGGAGGGCAGGAGGAUCCUGAGGAGGAGCUAUCGGAGAUCUGUAACUCUAGGAGCAUCGUCAUAACUUUCCCGAAAGGACACGGAAGGACACGUGUCGGCGCCUGCGGCGGGCGCUCCCGACGCUUUGAUCUCAAGAGAACACAUAGAAAUGUACAUAGUGUAAAUAAGGUACGCGUUCGUACGGUAAUUAUGGGUGUACGUAUGUAUAUACACACAUGUACAGGACGUUGCAGUUCGACCGACGGCGGUCAGGAGGAAUCGCGAGGGGGCGGCGAGUGUGCUCGAGGGUGUCGAUCUGAAGGAGUCGGGGAGACCCGGCACGAAAGAGGGAGUCUCCGCUCCCGGAUUUAUUUUCAAUACGGACCGGCCGGAGGAGAACGCGGACGUCGGAAGAAUGUAGGAAAAUAGUCGUUUCCCCUGGGAACAAUUGUCCGGCUGCUAAAUCGAGAGAUGAUCGCGUUUGUGUUCCCCGAAAAUAUCAUUUUGAUUCUUUCGAGGCGGAAGGUAAAUCGCGCAGUGAGAUUCGGCCGAGUAAUGUCGAGCGUUCCUUCAGUGGUCGUCGUGCGCGAAAAGGACGAGCUCUGCUCUGGUCUUCCUCUCGAAGCGUAUUCCGUAACUCACUCGGCCCGGGCGUCCCUUCAGACUUGCCGAAUUCUCCGCGCGCGGCGCAAACGAGGCGGGAGUGCGUGUAAAUUACGUGUCAGCUUGUAACGAGCGAGAAAGAGAGAGAGAGAGAGAGAGAGAGAGAGAAGGAGAAAAACGGAAUCGUUCGUAGGCAGUCGAAGCUAAUACGAAUACGGCGAGGUUCUCAACGUACCUACGCGCCCUGUAUAAAUGUAAGAUGAUAAUUUAUCCA